AUGUGGCUCACACUCGUCGUAUCCACGGUCUGCGUGCUUGUGCAUGCAGCAAACCAAGCACUGCAACGGAUGGAUGUGGAUGCGCACUUGCCUUAUGCGACAUUGCCGACGGACCCACUCACCGUCCAUGACCUGGAGCUCUCGAAUGUGCUUGUUGUGACGACCCUUGAUGGGCGCCUACAUGGAAUUGAUCGUACUUCUGGGCAUGUGCUAUGGUCAUUUCAGGCGAAUGAGGACUCGCUGCACACGUCGCCGCUUGUUGCGUCCACGUAUCAGCAUCGGACGAUGGAGCAGUUGGCAAAAGAUGCGCGUGACCAUGGCGACUCGACACUGCUUCGCGCAUUACAGGGCGGAGGCUUCUACGUCGUUGAGCCGUCGCAGGCCGGUCACUUGUACCUGCUGCAUAUACCAGUGGGUGCAACGAAGCCCAUCUUGGACAAGUUGCCGUUCUCGUUGCCUGAGCUCGUGUCAAUGAGUCCCUUCUCUCUGCACUCGGACGACCCUCGCAUUUUCGUUGCUGAGAAACGCACGUCUUUGAUGGAGCUGAAUGUAUUUACCGGCACUGUACGUGCCGUGUACAGCGGCAGUAGCCAUGAGGCGGCGGACCUGGUGGGCAAGCCGCUGCCAGCGAGACCGCGAGUGUUUCGUGAACAAGACACCCAUGCUCCCUUGGAUACUGAUGAUGACACCUACGACGUUAUUGAUGAAGACGAUGAUGCUAUAGAGUCGCCGUGGGUAUAUGUGGGCCGCACAGAUUACACGCUCAAGGUGCAUGUACGCCAUGUGCCACAGGCCGAACAAUCAGUUCACUACCAUGUGUACACACCGAAUAUGGCCGACCGCGAUGUCGUGCAGCUAUGGCACCAGAUGAAUCAACCGGCCGAUCACCGGGCCAUUCUAUCGUCACCCGAGAAUGCCACGCUCAUCUGCUUCGAUUUGCGACUUGCUCGCAAUCCUCAGAGGCACAGCACGCAGCCAAUGCCGCCUGUUCUCUGGUCAGUACGUCUCGGAGAGUUGCCUGUGGAUAUAUACGAUGUGGUGUUUGCACCAUCGGCUAUGGAUGCACCACUGCUGCGUCCAGCACUCGUUCCGCACAGUCCCGGCAUACUAAGCACCAUUGUUGAGCAGCAGCUACGGCGAGACCCGCGAGACCAGCCAGAUCAGCAGGAUAUGCCAACUUCGUCGUCAUCGUCAUCGUCAUCAUCGACGGAUGAAUACCAGCUGAAUGCCUUUAUCGGUUCGGCUUCUGAUGGCAGUCUGUUUGCAUUGAGCAGUGCAAGAUACCCCCUUGCAGGUCUGUCGGAGCAUGCGGCUAUACUGCGUGGCAGUAGCGAUGCUCGUGAUCCAGCCAUGGAUUCCUCACGCGUAGACCAAAAAGUUUUGCGUCCUUGGAUCGGGGGUUACCGAGUUCGCUCCCCCGUUCUAUCACCCCAGCAUGCCUUGCCAAUGCUUGGCGCUGCGUCGCAGCCGAUUUUACAGCUGGAAGCACCUGUCCAAGCACCAGUGUCCCACGCGCCAUGGUUUACCAAGUGGCGCAUAGCUCAACUCGCCGGUCUCAUGUUGAUUCUGCUUAUUAUCUACCGCGGUUGUUAUUUCAUAUGGCGCGACUCCCAGCCGAAGUACUUGGACAUUUCAUCAUUGGCAUUCCCAGACACUCGAGUUUCACCGAGUUCACCACCCAUGAAAGACAACACGGUCGGUGUCAGCGCAGCGACGACUCUAGCAGCGACUCCAGCCACGACAUCACCCCCAACUCCUACUUUGGCCGGUAGCACCACAAUCGUGCGAUCGUCGUCUUCCGAGCAAGUGGAGGAGGAAUCUAGCACUCAUGCAUCGCCACCGAUACCCGAUCCUCAGACUCCACAAGAGUGCGAGGCGGAUCCUAAGCGCCGGCGCCGUCGGCGUGGCAAGCGCGCAGGAGCUGCUGUUCUUGCACGUCAGGCGCGUCGCGAGGGGUCUGUUGAACCCGCCUCUCCGCUGCGAUCAGCAGUCGACUCUUCCAAAGCCUUAGCCACGGCCCCGACGUCUCUCAAUGCAGAACCCGCGGCAAACUCGUCCAUCCACGCCUUGGCGCCGGAGUCGGCGUCGUCCGCGUUGGUGCCAAGUGAUGCAUCUCAUGAUACCCCAGCAUCAUUAGUCGAGCUGCCAUCGACAUCACUGCAAAUCUCGGAUGAAGUGCUUGGCUAUGGUUCGUCAGGCACCGUUGUGUUCCGUGGCACGUUUCAAGGCCGCGCUGUUGCGGUGAAGCGCCUCCUGCGUGACUUUGUGCAUCUUGCAUCGAAAGAAGUCUCGUUACUUCAGUCGGCCGACAACCACCCCAAUGUUAUACGAUACUAUUGCCAGGAACUGACGCCCAACUUUCUGUACAUCGCACUCGAAGAGUGUCCUGCCAGCCUGGCUGACUUGAUUGAACGUCCCCUUGACCAUACCGAGCUGGCCUCCUUGCUUGAGCCUCGGCAGGCAUUCAAGCAAAUCACCGCUGGCCUAGUGCAUCUACAUUCCUUGUCGAUUGUGCAUCGCGACAUUAAGCCUGGCAACAUUCUCGUGUCACUCACAUCUCAACAGAAAUUGCGCGUUCUUCUGUCUGAUUUCGGGCUCUCGAAAAAAAUUGAUGGCUUGUCUUUCAGUGCACAGACACAAUCUGCCCACGCUGGCGGCACUAUUGGGUGGCGCGCUCCUGAGCUCCUGCGUGGCCACGAUACGGCGUCCGGACCCAUUUGCGGCAGGGAGCGUCUCACCCGGGCUGUAGACAUAUUUUCGCUUGGCUGUGUCGCUUAUUACAUGCUCACGCGUGGUGCACAUCCAUUUGGUGAGAUGUAUGAGCGGGAAAUGCAUAUUCUCCAAAACAAAGUCGAUUUACAUGCGCUUACUGCAUCAGGCGAUGACAUCGUCGAGGCUGAAGCUCUGAUCAUGCGCAUGAUUGACACGGAUGCGACGAAGCGGCCGACGGCGUCGGACGUUGCACGGCAUCCCUUCUUUUGGAACGCCGCCAAACGCGUAGCUUUUCUUCAAGACGUGAGUGACCGCUUCGAGACACUCGAGCGCAAUCCACCCGCUUUUGCGCUGGAACUACUUGAGCAGAAUGCUUCGUCAGUCGUUGGCACUGAUUGGCGUCGUCGCUUUGACCGCACCUUCUUGGACGACCUUGGCAAAUUCCGCACGUACAACUCGGCGAGCGUCCAGGACCUCUUACGCGUAUUGCGAAACAAAAAGCACCAUUUCCAGGACAUGCCGCUCGCGCUCAAAAAACAGCUUAGUCCGAUGCCUGAAGGUUUCUUGUCAUAUUUCACGCGCCGCUUUCCGGCGCUGUUUCUCCACGUGUAUCAUGUCGUUGAGCGUUUGCCGCAGUUGCGGUCCGAACCAAUAUUUGCGUCGUACUAUGAAUCAGAAGAUACAUCGUAG
Malassezia globosa CBS 7966 is the source of this 3402-nucleotide messenger RNA. RefSeq lists its product as uncharacterized. The transcript has a single exon. Gene Ontology annotation, molecular function: RNA endonuclease activity; ATP binding; protein serine/threonine kinase activity. NCBI's taxonomy places the organism in Eukaryota, Fungi, Basidiomycota, Malasseziomycetes, Malasseziales, Malasseziaceae. Gene Ontology annotation, cellular component: IRE1-TRAF2-ASK1 complex. Gene Ontology annotation, biological process: mRNA processing; protein phosphorylation; intrinsic apoptotic signaling pathway in response to endoplasmic reticulum stress. The coding region runs from base 1 to 3402 and encodes 1133 amino acids. The record is from RefSeq and is a predicted model, not a curated record.